Molecule: messenger RNA, 2279 nt
Organism: Phascolarctos cinereus (koala)
Lineage: Eukaryota; Metazoa; Chordata; Mammalia; Diprotodontia; Phascolarctidae
Gene: PLEKHA3
Product: pleckstrin homology domain containing A3
Biological process (GO): receptor recycling; endosome organization; retrograde transport, endosome to Golgi
Cellular component (GO): early endosome; trans-Golgi network; recycling endosome
Source: RefSeq, a predicted model, not a curated record
GAGGCGGGCCGGAGGGAGGGAGGCGAGCGGCAGAGCCGGGAAGGGGCGAGGGUAGCCUGGCGCAGGGCACGCGGCAGCUGCGGGCGGCGCACGCUCAGGCUCCGGCUCGCCCCCAGCCUGCAAGCCCCGGCGGGGAAUGACGAGGCCGGCGCCCCGCUGCUGCCCAGCCGCUGCUGUUCGGGGCGGGGGCCGGGGCCGCGCAGACCUUCCCGGCGCGGGGAGCCUCCUCCAGAGGGGCUGACUCUGAUCGCUGCCGCUCCCGCCCCGGCGGAAGGCGCAGGCCCCGGGGAGGGGCCGCCGGAGCGGGAGCAGCGGCGCCGGAGAGGAGGAGGCCGAGCCCAGGGCGCCCGCGAGGAGGAUGCGCGGUGCCGGGCUCUGAAGGAUGGAGGGGGUUUUGUACAAGUGGACCAAUUAUCUCACAGGUUGGCAACCUCGCUGGUUUGUUUUAGAUAAUGGGAUAUUAUCCUAUUAUGAUUCACAGGAUGAUGUGUGCAAAGGGAGCAAAGGAAGCAUAAAGAUGGCAGUUUGUGAAAUUAAAGUCCACCCAGCAGACAAUACAAGAAUGGAAUUAAUCAUUCCAGGAGAGCAACAUUUCUACAUGAAAGCUGUGAAUGCCGCCGAGAGGCAGAGGUGGCUAGUCGCUCUGGGCAGUGCGAAAGCUUGUCUGACUGACACUAGAGCGAAAAAGGAAAAAGAAAUAAGUGAAACCAAUGAAUCUUUGAAAACCAAAAUGUCUGAACUUCGCCUCUACUGUGACCUCUUAAUGCAGCAAGUUCAUACCAUACAAGAAUUCGUCCAUCAUGAUGACAGUCAUUCAUCCCCCAGUGUAGAGAAUAUGAACGAAGCUUCAUCUCUGCUUAGUGCCACAUGUAACACAUUCAUCACCACACUUGAAGAAUGUGUGAAGAUAGCAAAUGCCAAGUUUAAACCAGAGAUGUUUCAAUUGCCUCAUCCAGAUCCUCUGGUUUCUCCUGUAUCACCUUCACCUGUUCAAAUGAUGAAACGUUCCAUCAGCCACCCUGGUUCUUACAGCGCAGACAGGAGUAGUCACACUGUAAAAGAAGCAGGGCCUUCACUUCACCGAAUCUCCCAGCGGCGCAGAAGAACCUAUUCAGAUACAGACUACAAUGAUAUUCCCCCUGAAGACCCAGAUAGACCUGUUCACUGUUCAAGAAAUAUUCUCAAUGGAGAUUUGGCAUCAGCAACCAUUCCUGAAGAAAAUAGAACCAUGUCCAAAAAAAGAUCUGAAUUGGAAGAUGUUCUUCCAUCCUUCUCUUCCUGAGGAAACUGAAGUGUCUAACCUUCUCUAAGUAUUGCUAUGCAAAAGCUGCUGUAAUUAUAUUGUUGUUAUAGGGAGUAGUUUUUUCCCUUUACUUAGAAGGAUUUCUCUGCACUUUAUAGAAUAAUGUUAAAAAAAAAAACCCAACAAUUACAAAAAACCUUUGAAGUGUAUUUUAUCUUUAUAUAGUUUAUUUGCGAGAGUAUUUUCCUAAUAACUUCACAAUAUGAAUGUGCAUCUCUUUCUUUGAAUAAAUGAUGGCUUAACAUUUAGGCAUUUAUGAGGAUAAAUGUAGAUAUUUUUUUAAAAAAGUGUGAAGGACUGAUGGCUUCGUCAGUUUGUAUUGUCUCUUAUAAACAUGGAGCCUUUUGCACAGGUUUCAUUCUGACAGAGGUGUGAAAUAUUUGAUUGUGCCAUGGACCAACUGGUCACUUACCCCGUUAAAAAUGUGUGACUGUACUGGUGGGCAGUAAUCACAUUGUCCUCCUUGCAGAAAAAAAGGAACAACUAAUAGCAUCUUAACAUAUCUUUAGCCCAAGUGACAUGACAUAUCAAGUAUUUUUUUAUAAAACCAGAUUGUGUUGUCCUUCAGAUGUGGGGAUGGCGCUGCUGAAUUGUUGAUGCCAAACUGUUGAUAUGAAGUAUUUAAUUUUCAUUUAUUUAUUACUUUCUGCUGCAUCAAAAAGAGAUAGCAUUCUGAUUUGUGACCAACCAAAUUUAAGAUGUGCAUUUGUUGUUAUUUGCAUUGUACCAGAAAAAGAGUUUAAUGUUGCAGUGAAUUUACUCAGUUUAAAACAGAAAUAAAAAUCUUUUUUUUUUUUUUUGUGGAAUAAGUUUUUGUGCUUGUUUCUAAAAUAGCUCACUGAGCUGCUAUAAGGUGUUCAGCUGUAAAAACUAUUUAGAGAAGUUUUUUAUUUGUGAAGUUUUUAUAGAAAAAGGUCUUCUUUAAUGUUACUACUUUGGAAUGGUAUUGAAUCAGUAAACAAAUAGUGUUUUUUCA